GUUCGGAAAUGGAAACUUCAGAUUCUUCAACACAUUACAGACGACCCCAAAGAUAAAAUUAUCGCAAGUAAAAUUGUUCUAGGAACGUUACCAAAGGUUUCCUAGGCUCUAUUUUUAAAUGGCCAUAGUAAACAAUCAAAUCUCUUGCUCCCAGAACCUGUUGAGUCAAAAUAUCAACACCUUCCAAGAGUUCAGCAUCAAAAGGUUAAACUGCUUGAAAAUGACUAUAAACAACAAAAUGUCCUUAAGCCAGAAGACAUUCUUUGUAUGACCUUGGGUUUAGGUGUCUGCAGGAAGAUGUGCCUUGUCACUGAACCACUGAUACCAAAGCAGCAGAAUCUGUGUACAGCAAAUCACAAGUAUGACCCAAGCUUUUUUCACUCCACUGGAAACUCAUUUAGUUUUAGAUGCCUGGAUGGGUUACUCAUUGAUGGAAAUGACAAAGGAGUAUCAAAAAUUGUAUUCAGGUCUUGCAACAGGAGAGAUCAACCUGGCCCUUUAAGAAUGAGUGACAGUACACAGUUAAUAUCAGAAAUCAGUCCACUGAUUAUAGGACAGUAUGUUGGCAAUAGUUCAGAAAACAGAGCCACUAAUGUCUAUUACCAGGAAUUUGAUGCGCCUUGCAGUUUUCCCAAGAGAACUGAAGCAAAUUUCCCAAACAUUUCCUGCAGCUGCGACAAACAAAGGUCAGCCUCUUAA
Messenger RNA from Mastomys coucha (southern multimammate mouse), 699 nucleotides. RefSeq names its product SET domain containing 9 (gene Setd9). NCBI's taxonomy places the organism in Eukaryota, Metazoa, Chordata, Mammalia, Rodentia, Muridae. The record is from RefSeq and is a predicted model, not a curated record.